Anguilla anguilla (European eel) is the source of this 6290-nucleotide messenger RNA. RefSeq names its product enhancer of mRNA decapping 3 homolog (S. cerevisiae) (gene edc3). Bases 137 to 1639 code for a protein of 500 amino acids. The record is from RefSeq and is a predicted model, not a curated record. Gene Ontology annotation, biological process: deadenylation-independent decapping of nuclear-transcribed mRNA; P-body assembly. Lineage: Eukaryota; Metazoa; Chordata; Actinopteri; Anguilliformes; Anguillidae. Gene Ontology annotation, cellular component: P-body. Gene Ontology annotation, molecular function: mRNA binding. The transcript has 7 exons.
CUUUUGGCCUGAGGAAGUAAUACGCUGGGUCGCAACUGCUUCUUCCACUACCACUACCAGCUUUUCAGAAUAACACAACAGGUUUAGAAAAGGCUUUUAAAGUACAUACGAGCUGUCUUACAAGUUUGACUACAGUAUGGCUGCAGACUGGUUGGGGAGUCUGGUGUCAAUAAAUUGUGGAGUGACACUAGGGGUGUAUCAGGGAGAGGUGUCCUCGGUGGACCAAGUCAGCCAGACCAUCUCUCUCAAACAGCCCUUUCACAAUGGGAUCAAGUGUCCUGUCCCGGAGGUCACUUUUAGUGCUAUGGAUAUCAAGGAGUUGAAGAUCCUGGACAUUAGAAAUGGCAGCGGCCAGGUGGGUGGGGCCGACUUUGGCCCCGCCUCCUUGGGACACUACGGACGGAAUGGCAGGGGCGGAGCCUCCGGGGCCCCUGCCAGCAGCGCCCCAGUGGCAGUUCCGCGUAAAGGUGAGCUGAGGUCACAGGAGGGCCUCAGCUCACCACAGCAGUGUUCCAAAAGCUAUGGGGAGAGAUACCUCGAGGGCCCGGGGCAGACCAAGGGCUUUCGCCGCAGACACAACUCCUGGUCGUCCAGCAGCAGAGGCCCGAGCCAGGCCACGCCCAAGAAGAACGGUCUGAAGAACGGAGGGGGGGCCAUGAAGAACAAAGACGACGAGUGUUUCGGGGACGGGAUGGACGAGGGUCUGGACACGGACUUCGACUUCGAGGGCAACCUGGCGCUGUUCGACAAGGCCGCCGUCUUCUCGCAGAUCGACACGUCGGAGCGCCGCGGCAACGGGGUGCGGUCCCGCGGAACGCCCGGGGAGCGGACGCCCUCCCGCUACCGCCACGACGAGAACAUUCUGGAGGGCAAACCCAUCGUCUACCGCCAGAUCACUGUACCACAACACAGCGGGAAAGAGUACUGCACUGACUCGGGGCUGGUGGUGCCCAGCGUGCCCUACGAGCUGCACAAGCGGCUGCUGUCGGCGGCGGAGCGGCACGGCCUCUCGCUGGAGCGCCGGCUGGAGAUGACGGGCGUGUGCGCCAGCCAGAUGGCCCUGACGCUGCUGGGGGGGCCCAACAGGUUGACCCCGAAGAACGUGCACCAGCGCCCGGCGGUGGCCCUCCUGUGCGGGCCGCACGUGCAGGGGGCGCAGGGCAUCAGCUGCGGCCGCCACCUGGCCAACCACGAGGUGGAGGUCAUCCUCUUCCUGCCCAACUUCGUCAAGAUGCUGGAGUCCAUCACCAAUGAACUCACGCUCUUCAGCAAGACGGGCGGAAAGCAGGUGUCCAGCGUCAAAGACUUGCCGGAUACUCCAGUGGACCUGGUCAUCAACUGUCUGGACUGUCACGAAAACGCCUUUCUGAGGGACCAGCCCUGGUACCGGGCAGCAGCGGACUGGGCCAACCAGAACCGGGCGCCGGUGCUGAGCAUCGACCCUCCGGUGAGCGGGCAGGAGCAGGCGGUGGAGGCCAAGUGGUCCCUGUCCCUGGGCCUGCCGCUGCCCCUGGCGGAGAGCGCGGGGCGGGUGUACCUGUGUGACAUCGGCGUGCCCCGCCAGGUCUUCCAGGAAGUGGGCAUCAAAUACCACUCGCCCUUCGGCUGCAAGUUUGUCAUCCCCCUGCACUCCACAUAGCGGGGCCUCCAAAUCAGGGGCUGCUCACUUGUGGCCUCCUUUCUGCCCCUGUGUUCCUGAACACAGAAUUAGCCUUAAAUUCCACAUAGCUUGAAUGAAUAUAAACAGUGUGUGACUGAUUGGUUUAGGGGUGUAGCUGAAGUGGUAUAUUUUUGGAGGGAAAAAAAAGCAUUUGGCUGGGGGAAGCAAUGCUGUUCUUGUGUGAAUGGAAGACUGGAAGCGACAUCAGCAGGCCUUCUCCUGAAAUUUUGCUGGUUUUUUUGGUGAUUAUCAUGCUAGGUACCACCAGGAAGGCUAAAAAAAAAACCCCUGAGGAGAACUUUGUGUAAGUUUGUGUGUGUGUACAUGCAUACCUGCACACAUUCGCGUAUAAAGCACGGUUUCUCCCGCACCUCUGAUUGUGUUUACAGCGUGCUCAGUCCCUCCCCUUAAAAGAUACAUUUACACUGGGUACUCUGGAUUAGCAGGCUGGACCUGAUUACACUUCCUGUUUUCUGUUCUGCUUCCUGCUGGACACUGAGCCAGGCCCAGUGACUUGGCCUCUUUGACCAGGUGUAGAGAUUUUUUGUGAAUUUUCUUAUUUCAGAAGUGUCGAGACUUGGAAAUGAAAAUUGCUUUUAGACAAUGGGAAGCUUGUCAUGAAUGGAGCCAAUUUGAAUGAUUAUUUCACCAUUUCUUUAAAAUUGUAUAAAACAAGGAUUUGAAGAAGAUGGAGGGAUUUAUUGAAACUGUGCUUAGAGAUUGGUUGCUUGCUGCUGAACUGAGAUUUGCAGCUUUUGGCACUACUUUUCAGCUUACCGUCUGUAUGGCUUUAUUUUGACUGUCAUUCCAAGAAUGGCAAUACAGCAGCACACAAAGAUGCUUGUCUUCAUAUCUGAACAUUUGUUUAAAAUUCUGAGGGUUUCAAAUACUAUAUUAAUAUGUGUAUGUGAAUGCUUUAGUUUUAUUUGAAAUUUCAGUCAGGCAGCACACCGUCUGCUUUUGCUGUGAAACAGAGACCAGAAGCUGAAUCUGCCAUGCUAUCAUUUCUGUGCCAAAACCUUGUGUUUGAUUGCGUUCAAGCGGCUCUGACAUGAAGCUUGAAGUGAACAACGGCCAUUUUUUCUCUCCACAGACCUUCAAUCAAAAUCAGGUCUUGUUUAUGAAAAACACUGUCGUACAGUCUGUUUUACUGUGUGAACGUUAAUAUUUACAGGGGAGACGGCAAUGAUUCCAGCCCUCUUUCACACGUGUGUAUGUUUAUAUUUGUGUGUGUGUGUGGUGCGCACGCAUGCAUGUGUGUGUGUGUAAACAUAUGGAAAAGGCAUUAAUAAGGAAGUGUUGUCUGUCAAAAUACUGCCAGGGUUGUCAUUGUGUAUUUUAGGACAUCGGAGUUUAGGACAUUUUUUUUUUUCAUUACUUUCUCUUCUAAUCAAAAAGAUUUUUUCUGCUCAGUUUGUGACUGGGGUUUGACUGAACCCAAUGUGGAAAAUGUUCCUCCACAUCCUCCAAGAACAAUAGACAAUACUGAGUUUCAGUGGUUAUGUUACUCCUCUUAAACCGUGUUACAUUUAACCAUGUCUGUGCUGAAAAUGUCAUUUGGUGAUAAUAUGUGCAGAUUCUGGACUUGCUGCAUCUGGAUCUGUGAAUGUGGAUUGAUUGUCUGCAUAUCAGUUGCUGGUCAGUGACAGUAUGCUUUGCAGUGACAUGUCUGGUCACUGGUUAAGAUAAACAUUUUGUAAUUUUUUUUGUUUUCUAAUAGAGGCUGUCUGUUUGCUCAAAAUCACUGCUCAUGGAAACAUGGGAGCAUUGUCAAUCACUUGAGCAGACUGCUGUACGUCUCAGAACUGUAUCAGUUUUGUUUAAUUUGUAUUUCUUUUCAUUUCUAUCUUUCUUAGUUAUUCCUUUUUUUAAUAUUGAGAUCUCAUUUCUUGUCCAAUAAUGCAUUUCCGUGCUAGCACAGGUAUCAUGAACGAAGCUGUGCGUAUGCAUUGGGCGUUUGAUGGUAUGUCUGUCUGUUUUGAACAUGUUCGUUUCAGUGUCCUGCUCCAUGAGGAGCUGUUGUUUUGCUUGAGUUUGGCCAGGGUGGUUGAACGUGGUUCCACACGGUGCUUGUGUGUGCUUGUUCAUACCAGUUCCCCUGUCUAAAUUGGUGUUAAUUAACUAUUUCUGUUCAUACCUUCAGAUUUCUCAAAAUAUAGUGCACUUAAAUAUUGUUUCACUGUAGGGCUGUGGUAGGUAACCAUGUUCCUCAAGUAGUACAGUGUUUCUGUGUUUUGAUUCCAUUGAAUCGCUUCUCCGAUCAUUAAGAGCCUGGGCCUGGAUAUUCAGUCUGAAUGGUGGAAUUGUGGAAUCAUGUAGCAAGCACAUGGUCAUGUGCAUUCCUAGAUCGUAACUAUUGGCCUGUGGUGUUUAGGCGGUUGGAUGAUAGAGGGGGGAAAGAAACAUGCGUGGAACUCCAGGACCAGGGUUUCCUGCUGUACCCCUUGCGUUGGGCAUGGGGGACAUUUAACACCUGACAAAAAAUGAUAAUGAAUAGCUGUAACCUCAAAACAAGCGCAUGCAUUGUUGCUUUAGGAAUUGGGUUAAGCACUGGAAUUCUGCCAUUAGGCUGUUUUGUAUUUACGCUAAUCUAUGCUCAGUGAAGAGGGUUGUCCGCUGUACUGGUCAGACCGACUGUGUUCUGUUAGCGUAAAUGUGCCUGUGAAAGUCCAGCACCUUCCGCUUAACUUUUUGCUGCCAUUAAGACAUGCUUGUGCUUCUGCGGUUCAUGUCUGACCUAAUCUUUAAAUAUGUGGACUGCUAAUUUCACAUUUAAUAAUAGGCUGUUUGAUGCUUUUGUGGGCAAUGCCAGCGCUUUUGCCUCAAUCUGCACCAAACAAGAUCUGACAUCACUUUCAGCGGAAAGGGACUUUUUCACAGUGCGAAAGAUCUUGUGUCUCUCUAUGCUGGCAAACCUCCUAAGAUUUUGGUUUGAUGCUGCACAGCGGAACAACAAGUAUUUGGAACAACUUACACGGUUUCCAUCGUUCUCAGUUGUAAAGUGGAACUGCUGUAAGAGACUGCUGGAGCAAUCAGCUGCUCUCACGUUGUCAGUUGUUGUUUUCUAUCUGCGUCUGCAGUGUGAAAAUGGGGCCUACUUGCAGGUGCGCAUACACCUGUGUUGUGUAUGUACUGGGCAAAAAAUGAUUGGCAGCUUUAAACGUAAGUACACAAGUUGAAUGAGGAUUUUUGGUGUAACUUUGAAAUGGUGACCUAUAAGGUUUUAUUUACAGCAAGUCUUCCUGUCACUGAGAAACAGAGUUGUUUUUCCAUGCUUUUCAGCACCACUGGGUGGAAGAAUUUGACUGACAGGUGGACACUGAGACACCGGGCCUCGCUGUAUUGAAUUGGAAGCCCAGGGUUCACGGUGGCCAUCGGUACACCUGUGUCAGGUCUCAGGAAGAGCCAGUUGGCUCCCUGUGAGGAAUAGUGGGUGUGCGCUUACUAAAGCUCAGUUUUUCAGUAGUUUAGGGUACAGGCUGUGAUAGUUGGCCUCUCACUGGCCUCUGCCGCCCAGUCAUGGCUGCAGGAAUUUUAUUGAUAUAAUUGAGGAGUUUACUGGUAUUGCAGCAAAGUAUUUCAGCUGUACCAGUCUGCCUUUUAUCAGUGACCGCUUACCCUAGUACUUUUUGGGUUGUUUUUGUGGAUCUGGUAAAUUCUCAGUCUAUAUUGUCAGUUAUUUGGCUUGAGGUAUGACUGAAUCAGCCUGGUUCUUUCUCACUUUUGUUUAGUUACUUUAAUUUUGUCUGAUGUAUGCACUAAGGCGUCUGAUGCAUUUGUUUCAGUUGUGCAGGCUUGUGUUGGUUUUCCAGGCAUGUCUUGAGCAUUUUCCUCUUGGCUGACUUUUGAAACCCAGUCUAUAGGAAUGACUGCCAGCCAACUGUGUACAUGUUUAUGUUCAUUUUUAAUAAUUCCAAGGAUUGACUUUGACCAUUUUUGACCUGACCGAGUUCCACUGGUCUGUUCUUGAAAAAAAAAAGAUGCUCUGUUCUUGGGAAAUGCUUUGGUACAGUUUGCUGUGCACGAGCAGGUCUUAUUAAGGGAUCAAGGGAACUUUGCUGCAUUUCUCGUAUCUCAGUGGCUGAGGUGAUUCCUGCCUUCCUCUGGUUGGUGUACUGUAGAAUAAUCAUAGUUACGGAAGCCAUUAUCUUUCUCCACAUGGAAAAUGCAGUAUCAGGAAAUAUCCUGAAUCCUGGAAUAUAAUUGUUUCCAAAAACAUAAAUUAGCAAAUAAAUGCUGCCGCUGUAUGAGGUGCAUUAUGAUUUUGUGAAUGACACCAGUUUGUUCACUUGGUGGCUAGUGAACCAUUACAUUAGACUGCGCGACAUCAGUAUUACAGCUGACCUCAUGGUGGAACUGCCCUUGUAGCUGCAGGUUUCCAGCCAGAGAAAUGGGAGAGCAGCAGAACAGGGCAGCUCAUGAUGUCACCAUCUUUUUUGGAGAAAGGCAGUGUUUCACCCCAGCCUUGUGAUAUUUACUUAAUUUUCUGUAGCCAUUGGGCUAGAUAUUUUUGAGCCCAAUAGACAGCUCCUCAGUAAAAGAGCAGUUUGUCAUUUGGAUCCUGUCAUUAUUAAUAUGUAAGAUUGGGAAAUAAAGAACUUAAAAUAAAAAUAAAAUGAUUGAAAAGCUC